Molecule: messenger RNA, 2022 nt
Organism: Leopardus geoffroyi (Geoffroy's cat)
Lineage: Eukaryota; Metazoa; Chordata; Mammalia; Carnivora; Felidae
Gene: IL21
Product: interleukin 21
Exons: 5
Coding region: 147-608 (153 amino acids)
Biological process (GO): immune response; positive regulation of natural killer cell mediated cytotoxicity
Cellular component (GO): extracellular region
Molecular function (GO): cytokine receptor binding
Source: RefSeq, a predicted model, not a curated record
UCAUCCAUUUUACAAAGAUUUCCAGGCUGCAAUGGGAGGGCUUUACCUCUCCCUGAAGGAUGAAUAAAUAGGUAGCUUUACUGACAACCUGUUCACAGUCAAACUGCAGUGAAAACUGAGACCAAGGUCUUACUCUACUGGCACUUAUGAGAUCCAGUGCUGGCAACAUGGAGAAGAUAGUCAUCUGCCUGAUGGUCAUCUUCUUGGGGACAAUAGCCCAUAAGUCAAGCUUCCAAGAGAAGGAUCUCCUCUUGAUUAGAAUGCGUCAACUUAUAGAUAUUGUUGAUCAGCUGCAAAAUUAUGUGAAUUAUUUGGAACCUGAACCUCUGCCAGCUCCAGAAGACGUAAAGAGACACUGCGAACGGUCAGCUUUUUCAUGUUUUCAGAAGGUCCAACUAAAGGCAGCAAAUACAGGAGGCAAUGAACAGAUAAUCAGCGUAUUAACUAAACAGCUGAAGAGGAAACUACCUCCCACAAACGCAGGCAGAAGACAGAAACACAGACUAACAUGCCCCUCAUGUGAUUCUUAUGAGAAAACAUCACCGAAAGAAUUCCUAGAAAGAUUGAAAUCACUCAUCCAAAAGAUGAUUCAUCAGCAUCUCUCCUAGAACAAAUGAGAUAUGAAGGUUCCUGAGGAUCUAACUUGAAGCUGGACACUAUAUUACAUACUCUAACACAGUAGUGAAACUCACUUCUUGGUAUUCUAAAUGGAGGAGUACAACAUAUUGAUGAUGGGGAAAAAGACUCAGAUCAGUAUUUCAAGUCAGGAUUAUUUCCCCCCAGUUACUAUACAGUUCUUCAGUUUGAUCCACAUGCUCUGUAUCUGGUCAACUUGAAAAAGCUGUCUACUCAAUUAAGUCUGAUUUCCAAUGUUAUGGAUUUCUAUGGUUUCUAAAAUUUUUACUUUAUAUUAGUGCCCAAAUAUGGCAUUCCUUGAUGGAGAGAGAAGCUUAAAUUUUUUUUUUUAAGCUUAAAAUUUUUAACCAAAAACAUGGUUUGGGAAUUUAGUGGUCUUAUACUAACCUUGACCUUGAUUAGCACAGGAAUGAGGUGUCUGAUGAUCAUUAAUUUAAAAGUUAUAUACCUUCAUUCAAGAUGAGAAAUAUAGAAGCAUAGGGUCAAGAUGAAAUGUUGGUCUUUAUUCUCUUAAGGAAAUGGAAACUGAGUGUUUAAAAAUGUAGAUCUGAAGAGUUUAUUUUUUAUCUCAGAAUAUCUAAUGUAUAAAUAUACAGUUUAUUUAUGUGCCAGGAGAUAGCUUUACUAGAUGGCUACAGAAAAAGGUCUUAUUUCUUUAUUGGGAUUUAUCAAAAAUAUUUAAAUACUAUAGAUAUGAAUGUAUUUAUGGAAUACACUCUUGUAGUCUUUUUUCUUUAAGUCGUUUUAACAUACCUUCCCCAGUUCAAGUCCCCUUAUAAGCUAACAUUUUAAGCUUGUGGAAAUGGCAAUUAAAACGUAUAGAGGGACAUAUUCAGGUGGUAUUCUGGAACAAAAUGCAUUUUAAGCAAAGUCUUGUAGCUCUCUUCUCAAAUUGUUAUAAUGAUUACAUGGGAGCAAGCUAGUAACUCCAAAUGUCUGUCACCUUUCUUCCUUUCUUUUCUUUCUUCUUUUGAAAGUGACAGACAGUUUGUGCUUGCAUGCUUUGCAUAAGGCAAAUUCAAUCACUUGUAUCAAAUCAAAAUAAGGAGACAAAUCAAGAGGCCAAGAGUUCUGUCCUAAUAGAAAACAGACUUUUGCAUAAACAUUCCAAUCUUUCAACCAUGGAUAGUAAAAGUAAGCAACCUGUUCUAACUGCCAUUUCUUAUCAACUCCAGCUGAGUUUAUUUAAAUAUGAAAUUAAAAACUCUAGGAAAAUAAAAUUUUUGCUAGAAUGUCAUAAGCUAUUUGAGAAUCUCUUGUUGUUAAAAUGGCUGUGAACGUGCAAGAGGAUGUGGGAUGGGAAAUACUGUAUGUUCUGAGAAGAAAUAUUAUCUACUUAGAAGUAUUUUUUUUAAAGUACAGAUAAAUUUAUAGUUCUAAAAGAUA